CAUUUAAAUGUCGUCUGUGUUUUGAUUGAAUGUUUUGGGCCUCGCAGCUGAUUUUCCAUGAAAAAGGCUUGAAAAAUCCCACAAAAAUUGUGAAACAGUGGAAUUAUCUAGGAAUUUUGAGUGAAUGUUCAGAAGGAAAGGCAAAGAAAGAAAUGCUCUAAAGAUGCCCGUCAAAGGGCAAGAUUUUGUGGAAAAAAUCCCAGAAUCCCUGCAACAAGUAGCUCUUGCCGUACCACCGAUUGGUGCCAAUUUUGACCCCGAUACUCCUCCAGAGACAGGAGAGCAGUAUCUCCAGCAGGUGAUCUACGAGAGAACACAAAGGGUCCCUGAAGUUGUCUACAAUCAUCACGAUCGUCCUCCGGAUAGAGUUGGAGUGAGCUGGGAAGCUGUAGGAAACACUAGCAUCACUAGUACAGCUCCAGAAGAUCUCCUGCCGACAAAAGAGUGGUGCGAAAUCCAAUGUGAGACUUUCAGGGAGCUUCAGGCCCGUAUCUCAUCAAUUCGCAUCUCAAAGAAGCUCCCAGUUAACCUUCCAAGUAUCCCUGGGUACUGUCCCAGUGAGUGGCUAGAUUUCUGCAGCCACCAAGCUCCUCAUUUGAAGUACAUGAUCCAGAUAAGUCAGGCACAGUUGGAGGAAUUGCUGCAUAACUUUGUGGAGUGGAGUCAGGAGGAAAAAGCUAAUCUCUGUGAAUCCUCCGGGGAUUCCUGGCUAGCUCAGUGGAUUUAUGCCACCAUGGCUCCGGCACACCUUUUAGUUCAGGAAAAUUUUAUAAAGUCAAAAUUCAUAUCCCUUUCUUUCUUUAAAGUUUUCAAUAUGUCUAUCCUACACUUUCACACUCCUCUUCUUCUUCUUUGAAACAUCACACCAAAUUUAACUUA
This is a messenger RNA of Phlebotomus papatasi, 879 nucleotides long. It is a transcript of the gene Gem2, whose product is annotated as protein Gemin2. NCBI's taxonomy places the organism in Eukaryota, Metazoa, Arthropoda, Insecta, Diptera, Psychodidae. Bases 125 to 856 code for a protein of 243 amino acids. The transcript is spliced from 2 exons. The record is from RefSeq and is a predicted model, not a curated record. Gene Ontology annotation, biological process: spliceosomal snRNP assembly.